Messenger RNA from Vanessa tameamea, 1753 nucleotides. It is a transcript of the gene Idh3a, whose product is annotated as probable isocitrate dehydrogenase [NAD] subunit alpha, mitochondrial. Gene Ontology annotation, cellular component: mitochondrion. The record is from RefSeq and is a predicted model, not a curated record. Gene Ontology annotation, molecular function: magnesium ion binding; NAD binding; isocitrate dehydrogenase (NAD+) activity. Gene Ontology annotation, biological process: isocitrate metabolic process; tricarboxylic acid cycle. Lineage: Eukaryota; Metazoa; Arthropoda; Insecta; Lepidoptera; Nymphalidae. The transcript has 7 exons. The coding region runs from base 139 to 1308 and encodes 389 amino acids.
AUCAGAAAAAUUGUAAGUUUGUAGUUCAGUGUAAUAGUUUCCUAUUUCUUACAAUUUUCUGCAUGCGACCCUUAUCCCAUUAACAUUUUACGACGGCUCGUUUAAUUUCUUUUAUCAUCCAAAAAUAGACUUAUAGUUAUGUCGAAGAAUUACAUAAAUGCGCUAUUGAAGCCUUUUCGUGAGAGUAAAGUUAUCGAAAGCUUACUGAAAUUGUUCGAGUCGGGGACGAAUAAACCCUCCGGAGGGGUUGGGAGUGCGAAAAAUGAGGUCCCGGCGGGCCGAGCUGGUACCGCUCAGUACAGCACGGGAGUACGGAAGGUGACCCUUAUUCCCGGCCACGGGAUCGGGCCGGAGAUCACUGUAGCCGUUCAGAAAAUAUUCGAAGCUGCCAAAGUUCCGAUUGAAUGGGACGAGGUGGACGUCACAGCUGUUAGAGGACCAGAUGGCAAAUUUGGUAUACCUCAGCGGGCAAUCGACUCUGUCAAUGAAAACAAGAUUGGUCUGAAAGGGCCAUUAAUGACCCCUGUUGGAAAGGGCUACCGCUCUCUCAACUUGGCACUCCGUAAGGAGUUUGACCUCUAUGCUAACGUCAGGCCCUGCAAAAGUUUAGAUGGAAUCAAAACCCUAUAUGACAACGUAGACGUAGUCACGAUCAGAGAGAACACCGAGGGUGAGUACUCCGGCAUCGAGCACGAGAUCGUGGACGGCGUGGUGCAGUCCAUCAAGCUGAUCACGGAGGAGGCCAGUAAGAGGGUGGCGCAGUUCGCCUUCCAGUUCGCGAGGGACAACAAGAGGAAGAAGGUGACGGCCGUCCACAAGGCUAACAUCAUGCGAAUGUCAGAUGGUCUGUUCCUGAGGUGUUGUCGUGACCUUGCGACUCAGUACCCGGACGUCAAGUUUGAGGAGCGGUACCUCGACACCGUUUGCCUCAACAUGGUCCAGGAUCCUUCCAAGUUCGAUGUUCUGGUGAUGCCGAACCUGUACGGAGACAUCAUGUCGGACAUGUGCUCGGGGCUGGUGGGCGGCCUGGGCCUCACGCCCUCCGGCAACAUCGGCAAGAACGGCGCGCUCUUCGAGUCCGUGCACGGGACGGCGCCCGCCAUCGCGGGGCAGGACAAGGCCAACCCCACGGCGCUGCUGCUGUCGGGCGUGAUGAUGCUGCGCCACCUGCAGCUGGCCGCGCUGGCCGAGCGCAUCGAGGCGGCGUGCUUCGCCGUGCUGCGCGAGGGCCGCGUGCUCACCGAGGACCUGGGCGGCGCCAGCUCCUGCACGCAGUACACCGCCGAGAUCAUCAGCAAGCUGCACUAGGCCCGCCUCCGCUCGGCGCGUUGGACGAGAGCGACCCCGUCGACGUCCUAUGUAGGACUGUAAAUUGACACAAAAUUAUUCAAUAUCAUUUUCAGAAGCAUCGUACGAUGGUAAUGUUAUGUUCUGGUACUUUAUAUUUAAACAUACGAAUAAUACUAAAUUUUUUAAUCGAUUUAAAAAACAGUAUUAUUUUUAUACUCGUAUAAGAUAUGAGUUUUAAGUUAUUUAUGUUUAAUUAUAAAAAAAGUAGUAGUUAACUUUGUUAAAGUGUAUAUGAGGCAAUGUAGCGACGGAAGCUGAGUAGAUGAUUAGCUAAACUAGAUCAAUUGUAAAUUUAUUAUUAAAUGAAAUAGUUUUUUGUUGUCAUGUAUUGUAAAAUGUGCGAUUGUCCAUUAAACAUUUCGUAGUGGAAAGAUCUGUUGGGUCAGUGAUUUCCAACAUUUGC